AUGUUCAGUAUUCUUCGUCAUUUUAAAGUUAAAUCUGUUUAUCUCUAUCCCAUACCAAGAAGACUGAAAAGUGAUGUUAUACAAUUUAAAAUUGACGAUAUAAAAACUUGUCCUGCAUCAGACCCAAAUUUCAUUGAAGUAUUGCCAUCAUGGCCUGCGGAGGAAUCAGAAUUACGCUUAAAAGCUGUUGGUACUAUGAGGGUUUUCCCUAAUUUUGUAACCGAAGAGGAGGAAUCUGCGUUGCUUGCGGAAGUUGAACCACAACUCAAGAAAUUGAGAUAUGAAUAUGACCAUUGGGAUAAUGCAAUCGAAGGAUACCGAGAAACUGAACGUGACCGAUGGAGCGAUCAGAAUGCUGCGAUUUUGAGACGCAUUCAUGAAACGGCUUUCAGGCCUGAGACCCAAUUGCUUCCUCGAGCGCACAUUUUGGACCUAUCAGCUGCUGGUUAUAUCAAGCCACAUGUGGAUGCUGUGAGGUUUUGUGGAGACACCAUUGCCGGCCUCUGCCUUCUUUCAAGUGCAGUGAUGCGGCUGGUACAUGAAGCUAAACCUGACCUUCAAUUAGACGCUCUACUAGAACGUCGCUGCCUCUACGUCAUGAGUGGCGUAGCACGUUACGAGUUUUCGCACGCUGUCUUGGGUGGGGACGACAGCAUAUGGCGCGGGAAAAGGUUACCGCGAAAACGGCGAGUCGCCAUUAUAUGUCGUGAGCGGCCAAAAGAACAACGCGAU
Molecule: messenger RNA, 732 nt
Organism: Iphiclides podalirius (scarce swallowtail)
Lineage: Eukaryota; Metazoa; Arthropoda; Insecta; Lepidoptera; Papilionidae
Source: the annotation of a GenBank genome assembly